Penicillium malachiteum is the source of this 978-nucleotide messenger RNA. Its product is annotated as class I SAM-dependent methyltransferase. Lineage: Eukaryota; Fungi; Ascomycota; Eurotiomycetes; Eurotiales; Aspergillaceae. The record is from RefSeq and is a predicted model, not a curated record. The transcript is spliced from 7 exons. Gene Ontology annotation, molecular function: methyltransferase activity. Bases 1 to 978 code for a protein of 325 amino acids.
AUGACGAACCCUGACUCACAAACUGUAGAGCUAGAUCGAGAAUUUCUGGAUACCAUCACAGUACAAGGUCGGGAGUAUCAGAAAUACUCGAUCGACCACCGUACAUAUUUUGAGCCAAUCGACGACAAGGAAGAAGCACAACGGCUGGAUGACCAGCAGAAAAUCUUUCAAAAGAUUUUUGACGACCGGCUAAUAUUUCCUCCAAUUCGUAGACUGCGAAGAGUGCUGGACUGUGGCCAUGGCGCCGCAUCUUGGGCUGUGGAUGUUGCAGAGCAGCAUCCUAAUUGCGAAGUCAUUGGUGUAGACAUUGCCCCGCACAUGAGCCCAGAUGAUGUUCCAGAGAAUCUUUGGCUUCAGGUUGACGACUUAAAUCGAGCAUUCACAUUUCCUUCAAACCACUUCGACCUUGUCCAGUCUCGACUCCUUGCGACCGGUCUCCACCGUGCUCGAUGGCCAUCUUUCACCCGCGACAUCUUCAGGGUAUUGAAGCCGGGAGGAUGGGUUCAGAUGAUCGAAAUCUACUACAACGUCCAGUCCGACAAUGGUGCAAUCACCGACGAGCAUGCUCUGAGAAGAUGGAGCAAGCAAUAUAUGCGUGCCUUGGAGGAUAGGAAAGAUCUUCGCAUCGGGUCAAAGCUACGAACCUUGCUCACAGAGGCAGGAUUCGAAGAGGUGGAUGUAACGAUGAUGCCCUUGCCAUUAUCGGCGUGGUCGACUGAUGCAAGAAUGCGAUCCAUCGGGCAGUCAAAUAAUGACAAUAUCCAGCAACUGCUCGAAUCCUUGACACUCUAUCCCCUGACUCAGCGGUUACACAUGCCCACAGCGAAUUUUGAGUCAUUGAUACAGCGCGCCCGGCGAGAAGCUAGAGACCACUCCCUUAAGGCAUAUUUUCCACUGUACGUACCCGCUAUUGGAAUGAGGGCUUUUCCCGACGCUGAUAAGAUCAGAUAUGUUUGCAUCGGCCGAAAGCCGUCAUGA